Molecule: messenger RNA, 1779 nt
Organism: Nerophis ophidion (straightnose pipefish)
Lineage: Eukaryota; Metazoa; Chordata; Actinopteri; Syngnathiformes; Syngnathidae
Product: globoside alpha-1,3-N-acetylgalactosaminyltransferase 1-like
Exons: 11
Coding region: 81-1175 (364 amino acids)
Biological process (GO): carbohydrate metabolic process
Cellular component (GO): membrane; vesicle; Golgi apparatus
Molecular function (GO): hexosyltransferase activity
Source: RefSeq, a predicted model, not a curated record
GCGCCCCUCCCCAUAUAUCGACUUCCGCGACCAACACGACUUGCUCAAACCGACGUCGGUGUGUGUUGAACACGGAUGAAAUGUUUCGCGCCGCUUUCCGGAUCAACGUGUUUGCGGGUUUGCUUUCAAUUCUGCUUCUUAUCGGAGCUUUGUAUAUCUACUCGGGGAACCCUCACUCAUUCCGAUGGAUAUUCCAACAGGACGAUUUCCACCAGAUACAUGAAUCAACAACAAGUUGUGAAGUCCAAGAAUAUGUAAACAACUGUGGCAACUGGAGUAUUGAGGAGUUUAGAAUGAAAGUUGGAUUGAAAUAUGCACAGCCAAGCACUCAGAAAGGACGUAGUGAUGUGAACUCUGUCACUAACUGGAAUGCUCCUUUGGUUUGGGAGGGAACUUUUGAUCCAGUGGUCAUAGAUGCAAUCUAUAAACCAAUGAACCCAAGAGUUGCUGUGGUGGUGUUUGCUGUUGGCAAAUAUACUCUCUUCCUGAAGGGCUUCUUGGAGUCAGCUGAAAAAUAUUUUCUGGUCGAUUUCCGGGUCACGUAUUAUGUCUUCACAGACAACGAACAAGACGUACCUAAAGUUAAACUGGGCAGAGCCCGGAACAUCUCUGUGGUCCCUGUGCCCAGCGCCCAGCACUGGCAAGAAGUGGUUCUUGGAAGGAUGGAGUGGGCGACCAAAGCCAUUGAUAAUCAGAUCCGGAGUAAGGCUGACUAUCUUUUCAUGAUGGACAUCGAUAGCGUGUUCCACAACCGCUUUGGAGCCGAGUCUCUCAGUCGACUUUCUGCUGUGCUUCACCGUGGCUACUACAAGGACAUCCAUCGGGACAAAUUUCCAUAUGAGCGGCGGCCCCAGUCCAAAGCCUACAUUCCUGCUGGGGAAGGAGACUAUUACUACACGGCAGCAGUCUGGGGGGGCUACCUGGAGGAUAUGUAUAGACUAGUCAAACACUGUUACACCCAAGCCCAGGAGGACUCCAAGAUAAAAAUUCAGGCUGUGUGGCAGGAAGAGAGUCACCUCAACAAAUACCUGCUGUACAACAAGCCCGCCAAAGUGCUGUCUCCUGAAUACCUGUGGAGCGACUAUGACCCGGUCCUGGCAGACAUUAAAGUGGUUAGAGUUUCCCAGCUGGUUAAGAACUACAAGGAAGUGCGGCCUAAUGCUGGAAACCGAUGAUAUUGUAAGCAGAAGUAUAAACAACAUGUGGCCAUUGCUGAUUAUUGCAUUUUAACACUAUUUAUUUUUAGUCCCAAGAGGCUAGCAGCUAAUAAUGUGUCUCCAUACGCGAUCAUAAUCAGCUCCAUUACAGAAAAUAAACGGCAUUUCUCUGUAUUGAAGUAUCAUAAUCAGGUAACAUCACCGAGGAUGAGGCUGAACAUGUUACGUGCUGAUAAAAAGAACAGGCAACUGGUUUAAAUAAUGUGUUGUUAUUCCUAAAUUGUCAAUAACACUCUUCAUAAAUGAAUGUAAAAGAUUGAAGUUAAUACAUGUGAUUUGUAUCGGCCGAUCUCACAAAUUGAAGAUUGGUAUCGGAAUCGGCAGCAUAAAGCCCUGAUUGGAAUAUCCCUACAUUUUUAUUGUAGUGUGUAGAGUUUGCUGUGAUUUUAAAUUGCUCUGCAUCAUACUGAAAUGUGUUUCUCAUACUGUGUUGUCAUAUAAGGAAUAGUGCAAUCACAUUAUCAGAAACCGCUCUAAGUUUGAGUAAAUAUUGAGUAUACGUUAGGUGAUUAAUGUAAUGACUCGACAACCACAUGAAAUAAAUGAAACGAUAUAAAUGGUA